Molecule: messenger RNA, 1271 nt
Organism: Xenopus tropicalis (tropical clawed frog)
Lineage: Eukaryota; Metazoa; Chordata; Amphibia; Anura; Pipidae
Gene: stard10
Product: StAR related lipid transfer domain containing 10
Exons: 6
Coding region: 171-980 (269 amino acids)
Cellular component (GO): cytosol; motile cilium; cytoplasm
Molecular function (GO): lipid binding
Source: RefSeq, marked provisional
CGGGCACUGCCAGCCGCCUGCCCCCCGCACUGCCAGCCGCCUGCCCCCCCCGGCACUGCCAGCCGCCUGCCCCCCCCGGCACUGCCAGCCGCCUGCCCCCCCGGGCACUGCCAGCCGCCUGCCCCCCGCACUGCCAGCCGCCUGCCCCCCGCACUGCCAGCCGUUGCGCCAUGUCCAGGGACUCCGUGCAAAUCCCCGACGAUCGGGACUUCCAGACGUUCCGCACUGAGUGCUACUCGGACGCCGGUUGGACUAUGACCUACAGCAAAUCCGGGAUCACCGUGUGGAUCCAGAUCCUAGAGGAGGAGAGAGCCCUGCACAAGAUCAAGUGCAAGAUGGAGUGCAAGGACGUGUCGGCCGAGGUUCUGUAUGACGUUCUGCACGACAUCGAGUACCGAAAGAAAUGGGAUUCCAACGUUAUCGAGACCUUCGACAUCGGGAAACUGACAGUUAAUGCAGAUAUUGGAUAUUAUGCCUGGAAGUGCCCCAAGCCCCUGAAGAACCGUGAUGUCAUCACUCUGCGCUCCUGGCUGCCGUUUGGCAAUGAUUACAUCAUCAUGAACUAUUCUGUCAAACACGCGAAAUACCCUCCAAAAAAGGACUUGGUCAGAGCAGUGUCGAUCCAGACCGGGUACCUAAUCCAGAGCGGAGGGCCAAAGAGCGCCACCCUAAUCUACCUGGCACAGGUUGACCCCCGAGGAUCCUUGCCCAAGUGGGUUGUCAACAAGUCCUCACAAUUUUUAGCUCCGAAGGCCAUGAAAAAAAUGUACAAAGCCUGUGUGAAGUACCCCGAAUGGAAGAAGAAACACAAUCCCCACCACAAACCGUGGCUCUACCCAGAGCAGAGCACCCUGCCCACCAUCAGCCUGGCCGACGUGUCCAUACAACAUGCCGACUCUCUGGAGAACAUCGACGAGAGCAGCGCCACAGAGACCAAAGAUGACCGGGGAGAAGCUAGCGACGAGGACAGUGUCAACUGAGGCUCCAUCAGCUCUUGUCUUCUUCUUGGAGUCCUCCUCAUUAUCGUUCUUUGGACAACAAUGGGGGUCAAUGAUGGAGAAGGGACAAUGUGAGGGGGUAGAACGAUACAACCCAAGGCAACUCUGGGAUUCAGGACUUGUUGCACUCGUGGCUUCUUUGAUGGGAAAGGGGGCAACAGGUGGCCUUCAUGGUCUCCAGGAGAACCUGCACCCCCCCCCCUCCAGCUUUUGUUUUUUUUAAAUGUAUGUAAAGUCCAGUCUUUUCAGAAAAAAAGCUCAACUGAAUAGGAA